Pelodiscus sinensis (Chinese soft-shelled turtle) is the source of this 960-nucleotide messenger RNA. Lineage: Eukaryota; Metazoa; Chordata; Testudines; Trionychidae. The record is from RefSeq and is a predicted model, not a curated record.
AUGUUUUUCAACAGUUCCAACCAGCUGUCCCUGGCUGUCUACACUGUGACCUUCGUGACAGGCCUGCCCCUCAACCUGUUGGCCUUCUGCGCCUUUGUGGUGAAGGCCCGCCGGCGCCUGCUGCCAGCCGACAUCCUGCUCCUCAACUUGACGGUGUCCGACCUGGUGCUGCUGGCCUUCCUGCCUGUCCGCAUCGCCGAGGCCUCCUGGGACAUGAAGUGGAACAUGCGAGAAUUUCUCUGCCCUCUCUUCGGCCUCCUCUUCUUCAGUAGCAUCUACCUCACCACCCUCUCGCUCACCAGCGUCAGUGUCGACCGUUACCUCAGUGUAGCCUUCCCCAUCCGCUACAAGGCAAGACGCCGGCCGGCCUACGCCAUGGUAGCUGUGGUCUUGUUCUGGCUGGCUGCCUUCUCCCACUGCAGCAUUGUCUAUGUGGUCCAGUACCAGGGCAGGGACAAUGACACAGCAAGCCAGCUCACCCAAUGCUAUACCACAUUCAACAACCAGCAGUUGACCCUCCUGCUGCCCUUCCGCCUGGAAAUGUUCCUGAUCCUCUUCUGUCUCCCACUGGGCAUCACCACCUUCUGCUAUGUCAGAUUCAUCUCCAUCAUCCGCUCCCUGCCCCUGGUGAACCCCGGGAGGAAGCGCCGAGCCAUUGGGCUGGUGGCAGCCACGUUUCUCAUUUUCGUGGUCUGCUUCGCCCCCUUCAACAUCUCCCAUGUGGUGGGAUACGUGGAAAAGAAGAGCCCAGAGUGGAGAACCUACGCUGUGCUCCUCAGCACCUUCAAUGCCAGCUUAGAUCCCAUCAUCUUUUACUUCUCCUCCUCAUCUUUCCAGAAGAUCUGCUGGGAGUGCCUGCAGGCAGUUUGGGAAAAACUGCAGCUCGGCUGGCUCUGCCCUAGAGUCUGGCUGGAGUCCCCAGAGAAUGUGGUCACAGAGGAUUCACAGAUGGUACAGUGA